Molecule: messenger RNA, 1852 nt
Organism: Cucurbita pepo subsp. pepo (vegetable marrow)
Lineage: Eukaryota; Viridiplantae; Streptophyta; Magnoliopsida; Cucurbitales; Cucurbitaceae
Source: RefSeq, a predicted model, not a curated record
CGCGUUUUCCAUUGCCCCUUUAAAUCACUUCUUCUUCCCUCCGGUUUGGAUCUUACGAAAUCUCCCAUUCCCUUUUCCUCCGAUUCCAAUCGCCGAUCCUCUCUUUCUUUCUCCGCUUCUUCAAUCUGCAUCUGCAACCUCGAGCUUCUGUAUCCUUUCGCGGUUCUCUUGUUUCUUCCCCUUCAACGACAAUGGGGAAGCAAACCAAAUCCAGAAGAUCUGAGAGCGCUAGCAAGGGGACUGCCAACGUUACCCCUAUGCAGGUCGCCUUCAUUGUUGAUAGAUAUCUCUCCGACAACAAUUACGCCGAAUCGCGCUCUGUUUUUAGAGUAGAAGCUUCAUCACUCAUUGCAAACUCUCCGAUCCAAGAGGCUCCGAAGAGCUUGCUGAGCUUGGAGGCUAUGUUGGAUGAAUACAUCUGUUUGAAAGAACAAAGAGUGAUUCUGGAUCAAGAAAGAAACUAUCUAGAACAAGAGAAGAUUCGCGUUCACACUCUUCUACAGGGUAUGCAGACUGUCAUGAGUGCUUAUAAUGUCAGUGGAAGGUCCUCAGCGCCGUCGAUUUCAGCUGCUCCAGAUAAAGUUGCAGCUCUUAGUCAAUCUGGUCCUUCUGAAUCUCCUACAGGUAUCCCCGUAAGCAUCAAACAACCUGUUCGUUCAGAGGUCACACCUCAGAAUACAAAUGGCGGGCCUCAGAGUUUCACAACUCCCGUUAUUACUGGCAUAGAAGCAAGUAAAAGAAAGAGCUCCAAGACUUCCACUGCUGUUCCUCCAGCUGCUAAGAGAUCUCGAAAUAAAUUAUCUUCCAGGAAAUCAGCAAACAAAGAUACUGAUGCACUUUCCCAAUCAAUUGAAGCUGCCAAUGUUCAAUCAAGGAUUCAACAUUCUAACGAAAUUCAGUCAUCAUCUCCUAGCUGCCCUCCCAAUGAAUCUGUAGUUCAAGGAUCAAGUGUUGUAAAAUGUUUGUUCAACCAGCCUUCAUUCUCUAUUCCAACUAACUCUUCUGGUCCGAAGACUCCUCCUCGUGCAAAUUCCUGUCAAAGUGACAAGUCUACAUCUCCACAUGAGAUUUCUUCUGCUGCUGAUUGCAGUAACAACAAUACUCCACAAGACGUUAGUCCUACUUGUUGCACUGUAAUUUCAUCAAAAAGGGUUACAAUCAGUCCUUACAAGCAAGUAGCUUACUAUUCUGUGGAGAGGAACCAUAGCAUUUUAUCUCCCUCCCCUGUCAAGACAAACGCUAAAAGGCUUGGUAAGAGAGAUCACGUGAAGGGACGGCUAGACUUUGAUGUUUCAGAUGUACCCAUGAGUUCUGACAAGGGGAUUGAAAAUGAAAUCUAUGUAACCGAAUCAGAAAAGCAGCUAGACAUUUUUGACAUAGAUUUGCCUUGUCUAGAUGUUUUUGGAGAAGAUUUCUCUUUCAAUGAAAUGUUGGCUGAUUGGGAUAUGGAUUGUGAAGUAACUGGUUGUUCAUCCGUCCCAACCUUGGGUGCUUCAACAGACACUCUUUCUGGUUCUCAUGAAUCAAUGGACUGUUACGUGGAGACUAAUCAGAUGAUGUCAGAAUAUUCAUCUACGGUGACACAGAUUUUAUCUGGAAAAGAGACAAACACAGAAGGCAUAGAUUCAUUAACUGCUGUGAAGUCCACAACAAAAUGCAUAAGAAUUUUAAGCCCAGCCAAAAAAUUAUAGCUACCCAAGUUUGUGAUCAAGAUAAUUAUGCUGUUUCUUCAAGAAACUGAAGCUGACAAGAAACUUACUCUUAACCCAAGGAAAUAAUCAUAUUUUCAGUUCAACAACAAGUUGUUUGGUAAGUUUAAAUUACCCUUCAUCUGUAGCCAUUCAAGUCAAAA